CCGCCGCCGCCUGAAGGGAGCGGAGCGGAGCUCCGGGCGGCCGUAGGCGAAGCGCCGGGCCGCGGCCUGCGGGGAGCGGGGCGGGCCGCCGCCCAGCGUUUUAGCCCCGAGCCGGCCGCCGGGCCCGGUUGUAAGCGGCGGAUCCCGCAGCCCUCGGCGGCUGCGCCCAGCUCCAUGAAUGGAAAUCGGCAGCGCAGCGUUUCCCAGGCAGCGGCUGUAGGCCAGCUUGCAUAAUCUCGUAACUGCGGUGAUGUCUUUGAGAGACCGCCUCGGAAAGCGAAGCUUUGCCUCCAGAGCAGGCGGUCACCGCCAAGCGCUCGCUUCAGCACCUUCUGCCUGGCCGAGACCAGACGGACCCGUCGGGGCACAGCCCCUACUCAUGGUGCCCAGACGUCCUGGCUAUGGCACCAUGGGCAAACCCAUUAAACUGCUGGCCAACUGCUUCCAAGUUGAAAUCCCAAAGAUUGAUGUCUACCUCUAUGAGGUGGAUAUCAAACCAGAUAAGUGUCCUCGAAGGGUGAACAGGGAGGUGGUGGACUCAAUGGUGCAGCAUUUUAAAGUGACAAUAUUUGGGGACCGUAGACCAGUUUAUGAUGGGAAAAGAAGCCUCUAUACAGCCAAUCCGCUUCCUGUGGCCACUACUGGGGUGGAUUUGGAUGUGACAUUACCGGGAGAAGGUGGAAAAGAUCGUCCCUUCAAAGUGUCAAUAAAGUUUGUUUCUCGGGUGAGCUGGCACUUGCUGCAUGAAGUUUUGACAGGAAGAACCUUGCCUGAGCCUCUGGAACUAGACAAACCUAUCAGCACUAACCCUGUUCAUGCUGUCGAUGUGGUGCUACGACACCUACCCUCCAUGAAGUAUACCCCUGUGGGCCGCUCCUUUUUCUCAGCUCCGGAAGGCUAUGAUCACCCCUUGGGUGGGGGUAGGGAGGUCUGGUUUGGAUUCCAUCAGUCUGUUCGGCCUGCCAUGUGGAAGAUGAUGCUCAAUAUUGAUGUUUCUGCCACUGCCUUCUAUAAAGCACAACCUGUAAUUCAGUUUAUGUGUGAAGUUCUUGACAUUCAUAAUAUCGAUGAACAACCAAGACCUCUGACUGAUUCUCAUCGGGUAAAAUUCACCAAAGAGAUAAAGGGUCUAAAGGUAGAAGUGACUCACUGUGGAACGAUGAGAAGGAAAUACCGCGUUUGUAAUGUAACAAGAAGGCCUGCAAGUCAUCAAACCUUUCCUUUACAGUUAGAAAAUGGCCAGACUGUGGAGAGAACAGUAGCACAGUAUUUCAGAGAGAAAUACAACCUCCAGCUGAAAUACCCUCAUCUUCCUUGCCUACAAGUGGGACAAGAACAGAAACACACCUACCUGCCUUUAGAAGUAUGUAACAUUGUAGCUGGCCAGCGGUGUAUCAAGAAGCUAACGGACAAUCAGACAUCAACUAUGAUAAAGGCCACAGCGAGAUCUGCUCCAGAUAGACAAGAGGAAAUAAGCAGAUUGGUGAGAAGUGCAAAUUAUGAUGCAGAUCCGUUUGUUCAAGAGUUCCAGUUCAAGGUCCGUGAUGAGAUGGCCCAUGUGACAGGGCGCGUGCUCCCAGCUCCAAUGUUGCAGUAUGGAGGACGGAAUCGAACAGUGGCAACCCCAAGUCAUGGAGUAUGGGACAUGCGAGGGAAGCAGUUUCACACUGGUGUUGAGAUCAAAAUGUGGGCUAUAGCUUGCUUUGCAACGCAAAGACAAUGCAGAGAAGAAAUACUGAAGGGUUUCACAGACCAGCUGCGCAAGAUCUCCAAAGAUGCAGGGAUGCCGAUCCAAGGCCAGCCCUGUUUCUGUAAAUACGCCCAGGGUGCAGACAGUGUGGAGCCCAUGUUUCGACACCUCAAGAACACCUAUUCAGGGCUUCAGCUCAUCAUUGUCAUCCUGCCAGGGAAAACACCGGUGUAUGCGGAGGUGAAGCGUGUGGGAGAUACACUGUUGGGAAUGGCCACACAGUGUGUUCAAGUCAAGAAUGUCAUUAAAACAUCUCCACAGACCCUAUCAAAUCUGUGCCUGAAGAUUAAUGUUAAACUAGGAGGAAUCAACAACAUCCUUGUACCUCAUCAACGACCUUCUGUGUUCCAGCAGCCAGUGAUCUUUUUGGGAGCUGAUGUCACUCACCCUCCUGCUGGAGAUGGAAAGAAGCCUUCAAUAGCUGCUGUUGUAGGUAGUAUGGAUGCUCAUCCAAGCCGGUACUGUGCCACGGUGAGAGUUCAGCGACCCCGGCAGGAAAUCAUCCAAGAUCUAGCCUCCAUGGUGAGAGAGCUUCUCAUCCAGUUCUACAAGUCAACACGGUUCAAGCCCACACGUAUCAUCUUCUACAGGGACGGGGUCUCUGAAGGACAGUUUCGACAGGUUUUGUAUUACGAACUGCUAGCCAUUAGAGAAGCCUGCAUCAGUUUGGAGAAAGAUUACCAGCCUGGAAUAACCUAUAUUGUGGUGCAGAAGCGACAUCAUACACGAUUGUUCUGUGCUGACAGAACAGAAAGGGUUGGACGAAGUGGCAAUAUUCCAGCUGGAACAACUGUGGAUACGGAUAUUACACAUCCAUAUGAGUUUGAUUUUUACCUCUGUAGCCAUGCUGGAAUACAGGGUACCAGCCGUCCCUCACACUAUCAUGUUUUGUGGGAUGAUAACUGUUUUACUGCAGAUGAACUUCAGCUGCUGACUUACCAGCUCUGCCACACAUAUGUGCGCUGUACACGAUCGGUUUCUAUACCUGCACCAGCGUAUUAUGCUCAUCUGGUAGCAUUCAGAGCACGAUACCAUCUUGUGGACAAAGAACAUGACAGUGCUGAAGGAAGCCAUGUUUCAGGACAAAGCAAUGGGAGAGAUCCACAGGCCCUCGCGAAGGCUGUACAAAUUCACCAAGACACCUUACGCACGAUGUACUUCGCUUAAGUCAAUAAAAUGGGAGCAUACUCACUGAAAGGAAGAACUGAAAAAUUAAGCCACAUACAAUGUAUGUUUUCAGUGGGGUUGGUUUAUGGGGUGUGCCUCCGAUCAUGCUGAAGUUGACACUGUGCAGGGGCGAGAGGCUAACCCUUAAAUUGACACAAGGAAGAUUGUUUACUUCAUCGAGGAACACAGCACUAUUAUGCAAUACGAAACCAGCCAACCGCUUUUUUGGCGCAGAAGCACCGCCAUCUUUUUUUUUUUUUUUUUUAAUUUCUCGUAGUUUAACCCUCUUAUGCCUUUACCUCAAGUUGCUCGGCAGCACAACUAUCUUUGCAAAAAAAAAAAAAGUUAAAAAAUUGAUGGUGUAAUUUCAAAAAAAAAAAAGCAAACCACCUUUAUAGGAACAAUCACAAUGAUUGUUUGGGGAGGGAAGUGUGCAAAAAAAAAAAAAAAAAAAAUUUAAGUUUUUUACCCCACUGCAUUGAGGAAUCUUUCUCUCAAUAUUGCCAUCAAGCAUUCAAAUGUGAACAUAUCCAAGUACAUUUGAAUGUACAGCACUAACUAGAAAAAAUUGAGGAAGGGGAAGAUGUUUUGCACACUAAUCCAAUAAUUUGAACAUAAUUUAGCCAACUGCUGCCUUUGUGUCUUUCUUCACAGCUUUGGAGUUCUCAGCUCCAAUAGUUCCCUUUUUAAAAGCAAAGAAGCUAGUGGUAUUACGUGCAGGCAGUAGUGAUCCAAACUCUUCUUGCUCCCUGGUGAAUUUACUAAAGCUGCUGUUUUACCUAGUCCAAAAGUUUCAAUUGUUUUCUAUCUGGCAAGUCAAAUAUGUUGAAGCUUCACAGGAGAUCAGAUGUCCCAAGUUUUAUGGGACUACAUAUAGUAAACACCAGAACUGAAACUUUAGAGCUAAGGUCUUUUUGGAAAAAAGAAAAAUGCUAGUUUACUUGCUGCCUCUCACACCUUAAUGUGAUUUCAUAUGUAUGUGUUUUUUGAAGUUUAGCUUCCUUUUGUUUCUUUUAUAUUUAUUAGAGUAAUAAUAAUGCUUUAAUUUAAUUAUUACAGAACAUAUGGUCAACAUCAACUUUUAUUUUUUAGAAAUGUAACCAUGUUUAUUUUUUAAAAACUGACAACUUGUUUUGCUAUCUUUUAGUGCAAUAAGCGUUCUAAAGAAAAACUGUGUCCAUUGAGCUGUACUAAAGCAGUGUUUGUACCACUAACUGUGGAAGAAUGGACACCUCCAUGAUUUUAAAAGGACAAAGUAAAAGCCUUAAUUUUGAAAGGAAAGUUUUAUAGUCAGAAGGAAUCUUGAAUUUUCCUUUUUUAAAUCAAAAAUAGCAAAAAUGCUUCUAGAAUUCUGCAAGCUUUACUUGUCACUGCAGUGUUUUGAUUUAACAAAGGAAUUGGCCAUAUUUUUGGCUUUGAAAUGUGGAGGAUAUUUGAAUUAAAUGGAAGGGGUUUUUUAUUAAGAUCUAAGUUUUUACAUGCUUAGUUAAAUCUAUUUGACAUCAGUAAAAUGUCUGGAAUUAAAAGUUUUUAGGCUUUUUUCCUCUUUGAUAAUGACUUUCCUUUUAAAAUUAAGUUAUUGGUAACUUCAUUUCACUUUGCAAAUAAAGAGGGCUGGGAUAGUUCUAACAUGUUAAAUCACUGAAAUGUGAAACAAAUUAAUGGGACUCUUUCAUUCCACUUUAAAGGUAAGACAAUAUUUAAGAUGUCAGAGACGAGCAUUUAUUCAAUGAGGGGACUGGGGAGUUUUGCACUUUGUAAACUCGUGAACUGCAUUUUUGACUGUUUUUAUUUGCACUGGUUCAUAGUAUAUAUACUGCAGAUCGUUUGUAUGGGCAUUGCUGUUAUCCCAGCCCUUCUGAACUCCACCUGCUCUCCACAUGAAAACCAGUGGGUUGAUACAAGUAGCUUAUCUCCUGUCAUUCUCAUGAAAUCCGCUGUUUGCCAAUAUACUGUAUUUUGAGCCUAAAAUCUGAGCCCGUUUUGCUUCAACAGACGUGAAUCUCCCCCAUUUUUUCUGCCAGAAAACAAAGUACUGUAUUUUGUGCAUUUGUAUAUUGUAUUGAAAUGUAUGUAGUGCUGUUCACAACACUGUCUCAAAGAGCUUUACUAAACCGUUAGUGUAUAUACAUAUUUUAUCUCCCAAUAUCAAGGAAGAUAAUGUAAAAAGACUAACUUUGCAAAGCUAAAAUUGCACUGGAAAUAGUCGUGACGGUGGGCAGUUGGCUAGUGGCUUGGGGGUCCCCGGAGAGGAGGUGGGAGGGUGAUCGAGGGAGACUCGGCAGACCCUGACGUGUCUGAGAGUCUCUGGGGUCCUGGGAGCCGCACGCCUUCGCCAGCUGCACCCGCAGAGCCGGGACUGGCCCAGCCACGCUCUUUGACUUCUUAAUGCACUUACCUUUCAGCGCCUUCAGAUAAACCUGCUGCAGGGAGGUCGGUGUAACAAAAUAAUUUGAGCAAGAUGGUUUCCGAAUAAGUCUCAAACGUUUUUCUUCGUCUGUGACCUGACAGUUUUCUCUGAGAAGCGUUCUAGCUAGCAGUUCUGUUUAUAAAAGGUUCAGGUUAGGCUUUUUACGGAAAAUUGUUUUAAAACAGAGAAUUUUUUUUAAAAAAACUAUUUUACAAAGACUUGUGGAUUUCUGGCAUUUCGAUGAAAAUUCCUUUUUAAAAAGUCUUUUAAUGUUCCUUUCAAAGACACUGUAUGCUUCUCAUCCUGCCUGCGCUCAGUGACUAUGAUUUGAGAAGCUUUUUUGCUUGCUACUUUCACAAAAAAAAAAAAAUUAAAAGAAACUUCAUUGGGAAAGUGACUUAAAUUACUUGUCGAGCUAGCAUUUUACCUGGUUUUCAUGUGAAGAGUAUUUGGACGUUUUAAUCUCUAUUCUUGGUUUUGCAAAUAUCUACGUAAAGUGCCGAUACUUACUUGUAUUACGAUAUCAAGUUACUGGCGUUGUGAGGGCCACACAUUUAUGAUGCUGUAGCUGCUAUAUUUAUUUAAAUGGAGAUGGACAAUUACUGCACUAAGGAAUGAGGAGAUAAGCAAGGAAUCAAGGUUAGUUAGAUAUCUUGUUUUUUUCAAAAGAGAAUUAAUGGUGUGAAAUAUCAAGUGUAACAAAGGGUGCUGUCAUUUUAACUGAGAUUAAAUAGCCAGAUAUUCCUCCUUUGUUUAAAAACAUAUAUAUUUUGAUGUUUGCAGUUUGGGGGUGGGGGGUCGGGAUAAAUGGUACCUCAUCUGUGGUGGCAGUUUCCAGUAUAUUUUCAGAGUAUAUGGAUUUCUUUUAUUUUUGUACCUGCUCUCCUUUAAAAAGAAAAAAAAAUCUCAAAUUUUAUGUGCUGUUUGGGGAAAUCUUGAGUGGCAUACCAGAUCCCCCUCUCUUGCUGGGAGCUGUCUGUAUAUAGUCCAAAGAAGGACAUGGGCAAAGGCUGACAGUUCUACUUUGCAGACAUACUGGCCUCGUUUUUAUGCCUAUCUAGAAAAACGGUUCCCGCCUCCUAAGACACUGUACCAGUUUGACUGCACCGAGACCUCACUUGUACUUAACAAGUGCCACUAAUUGCUUCCGUGGUGGGAGCACGCACAAGGGCCCCCGGGCUGGACUGGGGAAGGAGCAGCCUUAGGGUAUCGGCCAUACAGACCUGCAGCUGCAGCACUGGUGCUGUGCCAACAGCGGGAACCGCUCCCCGGGGCUGGCGGCAGUGCUUCUCGUAACUUUUUUCUAGCAGAAAGCCUUGCCGAAACCUGCGAUCUGGUGACUAGUAGAUCCAGAUUUGGAGAGAAGUAGAGCGUUUUGUAGUUGAGGCGUUCAACUCUCGCAACAUCUGCUAACAGAAUGACUGACUCCACUGUAAGUAGCUUUUUUCCGUUGUAGGGCACUUCAGCUGUGGCCAUUUUACUCAGGAUCGCUGUGUUACUGUUCAGUGUGUAAUCUGGUUAAACGCAUCCAAAAGUUAUUUUUAUAGGGUUCAUUCUGGCAUCCUUUUGGAAGUUUGUUUGGCCACAGAAAUGGUCUUCAGGAGUAAAAUGGGUUUCUGGAAGUUGUCAGUCAAAUUAUUUCAAGAUGCUAUUGGUCCUAAACUAUUUUCACUUCUUCAUGUACAGAUUUUUGUCCUAUAAAAUGCUCAACAUAAGAUACCAGAUAGUCAUCUUCUGUACAAAUUCCAGCUACGAAUACUAGUUUUCUACUAGUCUUGAAGUCCGCUCUGGUGAAAUUCCAAGCUCAGCCUAUACUUAAAAAUGCUUGAGGCCUUUUUUUAAUACUUUCUUCAUAUCUUGUCCUCUUUUGGUAUUUUCCCCGUUUUGUGAACUGAGGGUUUAGAACCUUACUCGAAGCACUUUUAUAACCAAGGAAUCAAAAGCUCAGAUUAUGGACAUUGAAACUAAAUUCAGUUUUUGGAGAUCGUUAUUUCUAAAUGGCCAUCUUAGUCUCUGGUCACGCCAGGCAGAUACUCUGUCCCUUUCAGUGCUGUGGAGUUUUGUGGCUGCUACUGGCAGGUUGAUUGCAUCUAGUGAAAAAAUCCGUAGGGAUGUCAAAGGGAAAGAUUGCUGUCUGUCUUUUCUACCCAAAGAUGGUACUUUAGAUUGAUACUGGGUGUUAGGAUAUCAUUUUUGUUUCGGCACAUGUUUAAAUAAAACCUCACUUUAGCCAGUUCACUCAUCGUUUUUUUGUAAACCUGAAAAGAUAAUGGUUAGAGCUUGAGCUAAUUGAUGCUUUCUGCUAGUAGAAGAUUUUGUACUUUCUGUAGUUGAGGUAUGAAUGAGAUGGGUACAGGAUGCUACAUUUUACCUCCCUAGCAGAGUCUCAAGAAUCCCGAUCCCUAUAACACUAAAACAAAACCAAAUUGUUGUCCCUGAGUAGGCAAAGGUGCAUAUGGAGGGGAAGAAAUUGCAAGGGAGAGGCUUGCGAAGGAAAAUACCGAAGCGUCAGUUUUACAGAAACAAGGGUGUUGAUGGAGAGACUCCAUCCACUUUCCAUCCCACGUGCCCUGGCCUUUUCAAAUCUUGUCUGAGGUACCCCCUCACCUAACACGGGUAGUUAACAUAGGGUCCUUUUAAAACAAAUCAGUUCCACUGUUUAAAACUUGGAGUGAUUUUAUUUUUUUUAAGCAAGACAGUCCUCAGAAAGUGCCUUUUUAGAAGAUGGUGCUGUAGAUUUUUAUUUUCCAGUUGUACAUGGCUGAAAAUUUAAGAUAAAUUAUUGAAAAUGCCAAGUGUUUGAUGGUAUCUUUCAGGUACUUUCAAGCAUCAGCUUCUCUGAGUCAGGACCAAGAAUAACCAGGAAGGUGUUUUCAUUCGGAGGGAGAGGCAUUGAGGAGCGAUCACCAAAUUCAGCUGGCAGGCUAGAAUCGGUUUUGAUUUAGUCAAUGCAAUUUACCUCUUCACAUUGAGGGGGUGGGGGGGGGGGGGGGGUGGGGGGUGUAGAAGCGACAGCAUGGGACUCUUGGGGCGAUGUAGUUAGUGCUGAAAGGGAAUCCAUAGCUAUUGAAGGAUGUUGUCUCUUAGAUGUAGCAGGCUCCCAAAGAUGAAGUAGACAAACUGAAAGCUGUCUGAAGACUUACGAGAUGGUCAGUCCUGCUGUGAGCAGACCUCACGUGGCUUAUGUGUUUAAAGGAGUGAUGUGCAUGUAUCAGUGGGACUUGUAAUUCCUAGCUGGGAGUUUUGAUACUCUGGAUGGAGAGCAGCUUGGUGGGGUGGGGGAUGCUGCCCCACUCAGAUGGUUGAAGAGGGUGUGGGUCCAUAGUGAGUUUGGUGAGCAUUCCUCCGGUCAGGAAAAGCUGUAGACUAGACUAUUAAACACUGCACCUCAGUAACCUUGUAAUGCUGCAUAAAGUAAUAAUAAUAGCAAAGUUCUGCUUUGAUUACACUGUAAUGUGCUUGCACAUGCCUGCAAAAAAUACACUUAACUUUCAUUUUUGUAAUGGUCUUAAUAGCAGUUAUCAGACUUUUUUCUUUUAUGACGAACCUUGUCCUUUAUUGUGGUGUUUCCAUAUAUUUAUUGGUAAUCUGUGUGCAGCUCAUAGGUCUGUGUGUCUGGUCCGUAUGUUGCUUUUGACGCUUAUUUUUAGGUGGGAGAAGUUUCUGAAUGUUCUGUUUUUCUUCUCCAAAGUCAGCUUAACUAGUCAUGUUUGAGAGGAGACUGAAUGAAACAGCUUGAUAGACAGACUACUUUAAUUGGUACCUUAUUUCUUUAAAAAUAAAAUUACUUUGUGUUCGUUUUAUUACUGUUCAUACUGUAUUGGGCAUUUAAGAUGUAGAAUAACUUGAUGUCAGUCAGGAUAUUUUUGAGUAUCAGGAGCUUAAGCGCAAAACUCCCACUUUAAUUGCAAGUGGUAUCUUUGCAGUAAUAUGUUCGUGUCCGGACUUUUUCUAGGAAUAAGCAGAGCUUUUUGACAUCUAUUAAUUUGGACACGAUCAACGAAAUAUUUAGGGUACACAGUCCCAGCGUGGGGCAGUGACCCUUGUUUGGAGUUGCCCACACCUCUUUGUUGAAAGGGAUGCUGUCAGAUGAAUGCGCAAUAUAGCACUCCCGCUUAUGCUACCCACAGAGACUAUGAAUCAAGUACCUUUUUGCUGUGUAGAUUUCUUCUGAUUCAACUUAGAGAAAUGAACUGAUGUUUCUUGUAGUUUGUUACCAACUUUCUUGUCUUAUUACAGCACCCAAUGCCACUUUGUUGGUAUUUAAGCUUGCAAUGAUGAUAAAUUAUUUUAUAUUCCAAAUUUCUUAAUGUUGUUAGGCUAGGAUUUAGAAAGCAUUUUUUCAGUCUAAAUUCUGAGCCAAAACUGUGUCUUCUAUCCCUUUUAGUAGUAGGCGUUUUUAUCUUUUAGACUAAAAUGGGCCAAAAAUCUUGCACCAUCAGCUUGUUUGCAGCAAUACUCUCCACCUCUUCCCUUGCCUAUCAACCAGUUUAUUUUCUAUCUACAUUUAGCUAAUUGAGAUUUAGAAGGAAGUUGCUGCCUCUUCUUUCUAUCAAAAGAAAUGAAAUGGACUUGCAUCUGACGAUGCAGGUUUCUGUUGGGCACAGAUCUCUUCCUAGAAGUCUUGCCUUGGUGAUGAUGAACUGUAGCACACAUGGGUUUAAUUACAGUAGAAAUGUUCUGUAUGUUUCUGUUGCAUUCAUUGGAGGGUGCAUGAUGUUUUAAAGUAUCCAAUUUAAAUACAAGCUAACAAACCGCUGAAGAUGUAGACACUAUUAAAAUACUUCAAAUUAAAAAAACAAAACAAACAAACAAACAAAAAACCAAACAACAAACAAUACCAAAAAAAACAACAACCUAGUGCACAUGGAUAGUUUUAAUUCAUCCUCCUUCCUGGCAAAGUUUGAGACUGAGGAUUUGCUGUAAUUCAUGCUACUCAUAGUAAAUCGUGCUGGGAUUAAUCCUAAAACUGAACUGACUCAGCUAUAUGUUUUAUGAAGAGGAGAAGUGGUAGUGGUGACUGUGCUAUUAAGCCAACAGAAAGCUCUAAAAAAUGCAAGGAGGAAACUUGUCUUCAUAUUGAAAAAAACUGAAUAUACUGAAAAAAACUCAUGCUGCUAGAGCCUUGUGAACCUGUAUAUUUGCAUCCACAGUUUACCCAAAAAGACCCCACAUGACUACUUCAAAAACUAACACGUGAGGGGAAAAGCUUUUUCCCGUAUUUUUUAAGAGUGCCUGUUCACCUCCUAAAAGGACUGUGCUGAGAAGCAGGUGGGUGGCAGUGCCUGUAACAGCUGUAUAGUUAAAUCAAACUGUGUUUUGUAUCUAAACGUUGAAGCUACCUUACUUGGUCGAAACAGAUAAAAGUUCCAGUAGAUCGGUGCUAUUAGAAACAACGGAGCCAAGGGGUUUUGUGAGCAAUAUCUGACCCCUCCAUAAAACAUAGAUGCUCUGAUAGAUUUCUGGUUGCAGUUUUCACGCAGUUCACACUGAAGUGUGCCUGGCUACCAAGAAAAACAGCAGCAGGCAGUUGUAGAGUUUAUUUUGCUGUAGCACUACAGUUGCUCUGCUCUUUCUCAGCUCUUACCUACCUCCCUGUUCCCUUACGCAGGAUCACUCUCCCUCCGCUGCCUAUAUAGAGUUAGCCGUGUUGAGGAUGCUGUAGCCGUGUGGAAGGUGAAUCAGCUGUGGAUGUGGGGGGCGGUGGUAGUGCGAUGGUGAUGAAAGCAACUGCCUGUAGAAAUAAAGGACUGGGUAGGAGUUGGGUGGAUGUCAGGUAAGCUGUGGUCAGCUCAAGCCCUUCAGGGAGAUUGAUGGGAACGUCAAACAUUGGCUUAGGUGUCCUGAACGGUUUGUGUCAGACUUGAACUCGCUGAGAGCAAGCAUGUGCCUUUUUCUGAUCAAGAACAGAGGUGGAAAAACUUGCGUUUGCAUUGGUAGGAUGGUUAGUAUUUUUCUUGAAUUGUUUUUAAAGCUUGAAGUCCUUGGUCAGAAUGGAGUUGGUUUUGCGUUGAAUUACUUAAUCGAAGUGAGCCCUGAAUUAUUUGUGAAUUAGAACUACCCAGAGAGGAGAAGCUUUUAAAAUAAGUGGUUUCUGGAAAGUAAUGUCAUCAAAUAAACAUAAUUCCUGGUAGACUUGCAAUUUUUAAAAUAAAAUUUAACCUUGAUAUGUUUCUCUAUCUAAUGAGAAUCAUUAAUUCUGCCUUUAUUUGAAUGUUGCCUGUCCAGUAAUAUCUUCACUCUUUACUGUGCUCCUACAGCUUUCCAUACACUCCACUGCUUCUUCCCCCCACCCCCGUUUGGUGGCUGUAAGGACAUGAAGAAUGUUGUCCAGUGAAUGUCAGGGAGCAGUGCAGAGGUCUGAUUAAGUGGGAACGUGGAGGUGAGGAUUAAACAUCACAGAUAAUUCUUAAAGAACCAGUUUGCCAGCAGCUGAGGGUAGUGAUGUCUGCGUAGAAAAUCGUACGGUCUCUUGGGUAUGGAAAGAGUUAGCAAAGUGGUACGAGGGGAGAAAAGAUCCCCCAUCCUCUGGUAUCGAGGUACUAGUAGAGGGAAGGCUGUUGUAGACUGUGUGCUGUGCAGAAGUAGGCACCUGUGUCCUUAGAUGCUACUUUGGGCUUAAAGCUGCUAAAAAGGCGGAUUUUCAGACCAAAAUGGAAGAGCUUUUCAAAUAGGUUAUAUUUUAUGCAGUUUUGAGAUAUUGAUGAGUUAUCCAGCCAGGAACUCUGGUAUCAACGCUGGCUCUGAAAUGGGUUCCCUCUCUGACCUCGGGUAAACGAUUCUGCCUCAUUUUUCACCCUAUCUAGAAAAUGUUCAUAAUGAUUCACAUCGCCUUACAAGAGCUAGCUAUUAGCUGUUCUGAGGAUGAACCAUGUUGUGGAAGUGCUAACUUCUUGAUACAAACCUGUGCACCUUCUUGCAAGUUUGCAUCUGCAAUUCAUACGGUUCUGUUUGGAGUCCGUCUCGGACGUGAGCCUGUGCUCUUUACUUCUCAUCGCAGCUCUGCCCGAGGAAGGCCAUUGGGAUUAGUCCCAUGAUGUUUACCUGUUGCUUUCUUUUAAGGUAAUCCAUUUGUUGUAAAACAGACUGUCAGAGGGCAAGUUUAUUUAAAUGAAAGGGGUUUUUUUCAUUGCAGAGAAUUAUAUAGGUCUUUCAAACACAAUUGGCAGUUGGAAAAUUAAUACCUACUGUAUCUAGCAACACAGAAAAAUAUGACUAUAUGUUGAGUUUAGGGCUAUGCUAGCCCAUAAAUCACAGGUCCACAACCCACUCAAGUACAGGUGUGCAAAAAUUAGCUAUUAAAAUAGUUACUAAUAAACUUUCAUUAUGCUUACACUUGCAAAUCUCUUGAAUAUAUUCAAAACCAGUUUCUUUGAUAGAAAAUCCAUGUCUUGCCGGUUAGUAUUCACUCAGACAUAAUAGCAAAGUAAUACCCGCUGGAGCAAUGCUAGAUUUAAAGGACCUUUUGAAGUUUUUGAACCUGAUGGUGUGCCAGCAAAGUGGAAACUUGAGUAGUGCUCUUUAACUGGUGAGGAAAAUUGAAUGCCAAAAAAACUCAGUGAGAGGAAGACUGCUAGAGAUGAAGUUUGUCUUCUGACUUCUGGCAACUUUGCAGUGAAGAAUGGCUUCUUUUGGGUACUCGGUUUUGUACAUCACUUUCCUCCUGUGGCUAUAGUUUUUAGUUUUCUUUGGACUUGGAUUUCCGUUCUUCAGCAAAAUGUUCUCAUUUCUGCAUUUUUCAGUGUUGAAUCUAGCCUUGAGACAACUUAAUGUUAUUUUCCUGUAGGAAAAACCUGCUUCUAGAACGUUGCAUUUUGUGUCUGUUUUGCAGGCAGUUUUGAAAAGCUAACCUCAGCACAGCAAUAGAGUUGGCAGAACGAGGUUUUGAUCUCAAAUGUUGAUUUUUACAGGCUCGUUGCCCAGCCCCUACUGCCAUGACCAGCGACACUGGUGUACAGAUCCUGCGUUUCACAGGUUAGGUGACGCACUUUGGGCUCACAGGGUACAGAUCCUCCUGUCUGUUAUGUUCUUGUUUCUUCCCUUGGUCUAAGCAGUUAAGCUUCCCCAGGUCACCUAUUGGUGGAUAAAUAGUGUUGUUGCUUGUCGUGGGGAAAAACUAGGCUGUUUACGUGGCCUGGAGGUGUCUGAUCAUAGAUAAGAACAUUGUCUAUCAGCCGGUUAUUACUUUAAAGCUUUUACGGUAAUUGGUAGCAUUUGGUUAUGAGCCAAUAUGGAUAUUAAAGUAUCUUCAGGAGAAGGUGGCUCAGGUGGCAUAGCAUGUGCCAUAAACAUUGCUAGUGAUCCGAGCUGUAUUUGUUUAGGAGACCGCUGGAAGCAAUGUCGUGCAUAUAAAUUUUGCGUAUUUAAUACCGUAUGUUUAAAUUUAAAAAAAAAAAAAUUGUGCUGUUUGGGAUUUCUUUUCAGAAUAAAAUUCUAAUAAACCAGUCCGGUGGAUUGAGAUUCCCUUCCAUGUGUAUGUCUUGCUCUUUCUCUUAUGCUGGUAACUGCUCCCCUCUCAUUUUGGUGUUACCAUUGCUUGAGCAGGAACUUGAAUGUGUUCCCACCGUGAAGGUACUGGGGGUUUUCAAAGCAAAAGGGAAUUGUUUCAAGAAUAAAGUAGAGCUGUGACUUGAGACGUUGCACAAAUAGAUUGUAGAUGGAUGGCAAACAAACUGGUAAAAGCCUUUAUUUUUACUUAACCAUCUUGACCAUGUGUGCCUAUUUGUAUUGCGGAUGUGGGCUGCAACCAUGUGGGGUGGGAGGGAAACCAUGUGUCGGUGUGUUUUGAGAUGUACUUGCUAAGCAGAAGCGGUGUCUCUGCCCGUUCUCCCUUUCCAGACAAAUUGUUCUUGCCAAAAUUUUCUACCUGUUGCAAGAGUUGCUUUCUUUCCAGCACAGUAAAAUGUCAACUUCUUUCACUGUUCCUUCCCUCUCGUAGGCAUCUGUAACCUCUGUACGACUGUGUAUAGUACACACAACAGUCAUCAGAUCUCUACUGGCUUUAGAUACCAUCAAGCUGGAUGUAUUGUAAACGAACCGUAUUCAUUUGAAAAAUAAAUUUUUUUGAAAUGCA
Aquila chrysaetos chrysaetos is the source of this 14400-nucleotide messenger RNA. RefSeq names its product argonaute RISC catalytic component 3 (gene AGO3). Gene Ontology annotation, molecular function: protein binding; RNA binding. Lineage: Eukaryota; Metazoa; Chordata; Aves; Accipitriformes; Accipitridae. Bases 251 to 2917 code for a protein of 888 amino acids. Gene Ontology annotation, biological process: regulatory ncRNA-mediated gene silencing; regulation of stem cell proliferation. The transcript has 20 exons. The record is from RefSeq and is a predicted model, not a curated record.